Messenger RNA from Amoebophrya sp. A120, 310 nucleotides. The record is from the annotation of a GenBank genome assembly. Lineage: Eukaryota; Dinophyceae; Syndiniales; Amoebophryaceae.
CUACAUCUCAACAUCCUCUCUUACGUGCUCCUUCUACGCCUGUUUCAUCAUCAUCAGUACUAUCAUCAUCAUCUUCUUCUUCUCAUUCUGAUGAUGCAGGAGGAGAUCAAGGAACUUCUGCGAGGACUGCCGUGGAACAAGGGACGAGUUUGAAGACGCGUAGUGCGUCGCCAUCCUCCGGUCGUGCAGCACAAGAGCCACUUUUUCGAGAUCCUCGAGCCCCCCAAGUAGAAGAACGCGGCCUUCUACAACCGGUCUACUCAUCUUCGCCUGGAGAUAGCGCAAAGUCGUCUUACCCGCCGAGCACGAC